Molecule: messenger RNA, 912 nt
Organism: Chrysochloris asiatica (Cape golden mole)
Lineage: Eukaryota; Metazoa; Chordata; Mammalia; Afrosoricida; Chrysochloridae
Gene: PECR
Product: peroxisomal trans-2-enoyl-CoA reductase
Exons: 7
Coding region: 1-912 (303 amino acids)
Biological process (GO): phytol metabolic process
Cellular component (GO): peroxisome
Molecular function (GO): trans-2-enoyl-CoA reductase (NADPH) activity
Source: RefSeq, a predicted model, not a curated record
AUGACCUCUGUGAUCAAGAGCAGGAGCGGUCUGACAGUUGGCUUGCUGCGGAACCAAGUGGCCGUCGUCACCGGUGGGGGCACGGGCAUUGGAAAGGCCAUAGCGACGGAGCUCCUGCACCUAGGGUGUAAUGUGGUCAUUGCAUCUCGUCAAUUUGAUAGAUUAAAAUCUGCAUCAGAAGAACUGAAGGCCAGUCUGCCUCCCAACAGCCAAGUUCAAGUUACUCCCAUACAGUGUAAUAUCCGUAAAGAAGAGGAGGUGAAUAAUUUGAUCAAAACAACGUUAGGUCUUUAUGGUAAGAUCAAUUUCUUGGUAAACAAUGGAGGAGGCCAGUUCCUGUCUCCUGCUGAACAAAUCACUUCAAAAGGAUGGCAUGCUGUGAUUGAAACCAACUUGACAGGAACCUUCUAUAUGUGCAAAGCAGUUUACAACUCCUGGAUGAAAGAGCAUGGAGGGUCUAUUGUCAAUAUCACCGUCAUUACUAGUUAUGGAUUUCCGUAUGCUUCGCAUAGUGGAGCUGCAAGAGAAGGUAUCCACAACCUCACCAAAACCUUAGCUUUGGAAUGGGCCAGCAGUGGAGUAAGGAUGAACUGUGUUGCACCUGGAACCAUUUACUCUAAGACUGCUUUUGACAACUAUGGUCAUAUGGCAGAUGAUUUAUUUGGGAAUUUUAGGAAUAUCCCAGCUAAGAGACUUGGAGUUCCUGAAGAGCUCCCCUUCAGUGUACCCGGUGUGCUCGAAUCUCUACCUGCUCUGCUUCUAGGGAACCUGACCGAGGUGGACAUGACCACCAUUCCAACUAUCACACUUGAUCAGGGGGACCUGCAAAGUGGAGGAGCUCCAUCCAAGUACAGGAAUAUGAUUGGAAGCAGUUUCCCAACCAGGUCUCCCGAACAUAGGAACAGUCACUAA